Anolis carolinensis (green anole) is the source of this 5094-nucleotide messenger RNA. RefSeq names its product zinc finger protein ZFP2-like. Gene Ontology annotation, biological process: regulation of transcription by RNA polymerase II. Gene Ontology annotation, molecular function: DNA-binding transcription factor activity, RNA polymerase II-specific; RNA polymerase II cis-regulatory region sequence-specific DNA binding. The transcript has 2 exons. The coding region runs from base 364 to 1425 and encodes 353 amino acids. The record is from RefSeq and is a predicted model, not a curated record. NCBI's taxonomy places the organism in Eukaryota, Metazoa, Chordata, Lepidosauria, Squamata, Anolidae.
CUUCCGGAGGAGAAGGGAGAAAGACAGGCCUUCCGGAGAGAGAGGGAGGAGGAGGUAACCUCUGAACAAAUCUUGCAAAGAACACCUUGUGAGAGCUCUGCCCUAGGGAUGCUCUAAGUCUGAAAUGACUUGCAGCUACACAGCAAUGACAGGACCAAGAAAUAAAUAGAAGAAAAAUAUAUUUCAGGCUACAUACCUGUCUAAUCAAGGGGGAAAGGGAAGCCUGUGCUGUGAAAAAAAAGGGCUUAGGAAAGAGACCAGAAGACAGCAGCAAUACAAAGACUGAGAAGAAGAAAUAUUAUUCCCUUCAAGAGUUCAUAUCUGUACCCUUCUGGCUAAUAUUUGAAUCAUAAAUUUAAAGGAAUGGAAAGCCUUCUGCAUCCCUAUUCCACAUUACGCUCAGGGGGGAAGUUUCAUCAGUGUAUGGAAUGUGGAAAAUGUUUCACUGGGAGAAGUUAUCUUACUGUACAUGAACGGACCCACACUAGGGAGAAGCCCUUUGAAUGCAUAGAAUGUGGAAGGAGAUUCAGUCGAAGUGACAAUCUCUUUACUCAUCAGAGGACCCACACUGGGGAGAAGCCAUAUAAAUGCACGGAAUGUGGAAAGAGCUUCAGUCGGAGUGACAAUCUAUAUUCCCAUCAAAGGCGCCACACAGGAGAGAAGCCAUAUAAAUGCAUGGAAUGUGGAAUGGGCUUCUGUCGCAGUGAAGAUCUGUGUUCACAUCAAAGGACCCACACAGAGGAGAAGCCAUAUGAAUGCACUGAAUGUUUAAAGAGGUUCAGUUCUAGUAGCAAUCUGCGUUCCCAUCAAAGGACCCACACAGGGGAGAAGCCCUAUAAAUGCAUGGAAUGUGGAAAGAGCUUUGCUUCUAGCACCAAUCUGUGUUCCCAUCAAAGGUUCCACACAGGGGAGAAGCCACAUAAAUGCAUGGAAUGUGGAAAGAGCUUCUGUCUCAGUGGAGAUCUGCGUUCGCAUCAAAGGAUCCACGCAGGAGAGAAACCAUAUCAAUGUAUGGAAUGUAAAAAGACUUUCAGUUCCAGUAGCAAUCUGUGUUCCCAUCAAAGGUUCCACACAGGGAAGAGGCCACAUAAAUGCAUGGAAUGUGGAAAGAGCUUCUGUCUCAGUGGGGAUCUCCGUUCGCAUCAAAGGACCCACACUGGAGAGAGGCCAUAUCAAUGCAUGGAAUGUGGAAAGAAGUUCAGUAGGAGUAGCAAUCUGUGUUCUCAUCAACGGAUCCACACAGGGGAGAAGCCACAUAAAUGCUUGGAAUGUGAAAAGAGCUUCUAUCACAGUAGAGAUCUGCGUUCACAUCAAAGGACCCACACUGGAGAGAAGCCAUAUCAAUGCAUGGAAUGUGGAAAGAGCUUCAGUAGGAGUAGCAAUCUGUGUUCCCAUCAAAGGACCCACACAGGGGAGAAGCCAUAGAAAUGCAUAGAAUGUGGAAAGACCUUCAAGAAAAACUCCAACCCAACGUCAAGAGAGUUCAGCAUACAGUAAACAUUGAAAAACUCACACAUAGUUUGAGUAGAAGACCUGCCUUUGUGUUUCCUAGUUCUCCUAAAAAGAACCAUUAUAUUUCCCCAGACAAGGGCCCUAUCCCUCCCUAGGCAGAUAAAGCCUUUAUGCGACCACUUGCUCAGCUGGUCCGAGAUUUCGGGCUCGAGUGUUAUCAAUAUGCUGACGACACUCAGCUUGUGUUAAAGAUGGAAGGCCGACCGGAUUCUGUACCCGACAAUUUUCAUCAGUGCCUCAAGGCCAUUAUUGGAUCGUUGCAUUCCAGUAGGUUGAGGGUGAGUCCAGCAAAGACGGAGAUCCUUUGGCUGGGCUGACCAGGCAGUGGGGACAUCCAGUUGCCAAUCCUGGAUGGCGAAGCGCUACGCCCGUCUUCACUAGUAAAGAGUCUGGGAGUCCUCUUGGACCCUUCACUGACGAUGGAGGCCCAGGUCUCUGCCGUUAGCAAAACCGCCUUUUUUCAUCUUCGGCAGGCUAGACGGCUAGCCUCCUAUCUGUCUAGGGACAACCUGGCUACGGUGAUCCAGGCUACGGUCAUCUCGAGACUGGACUACUGUAAUGCCCUUUACAUCGGCCUUCCUGUGUCGGUGAUCUGGAAGCUCAAAUUGGUGUAAAAUGCAGCUGCCCGGCUCCUUGCGGGAGUCCCGAUGAGAUGCCACAUAACACCAAUCUUACAGCAGCUGCACUGGUUACCAAUUGAGCACCGGAUCACUUUCAAAGUGAUGGUAUUUAUUUAUUUAUUUAUUUACAGAAUUUAUACCCCGCCCUUCUCACCCGGGGGGACUCAGGGCGGCUUACACAGUUGUCAGGGCGGCUUACUUACCUUUAAGGCCUUACAUGGUCUAGGGCCGAUGUACCCGAGGGACCGCCUCACUCCCUACAAACCCCAGAGAUCCCUCCGUUCUGAGGACCAAGACCUGUUGGAAGUCCCCAGUUUUAAGGCCUUGCGUCUAACAGCAACUAGACGCAGAGCCUUUUCAGCAGUGGCGCCAUCUCUCUGGAACACCUUGCCACCUGAAGUCCGUGCCUUGCGGGACCUGUUGGCUUUCCGCAGGUCCCGCAAGACACACCUGUUUCGGCAGGCCUUUGAGUUCUGUUAGAUGUUUUAAAAGGUGUUUUUAGGAUGUUUUUAAGAUAUUUUUAAAAGAUGUUUUAAGAUGUUUUUAAAUUGUUGAUUUUAGCCGGUUCUUGUAAGCCGCCCCGAGCCCUAGGGGAGUGGCGGCAUAUAAGUUUGAAAAAUAAAUAAAUAGAUAGAUAAAGAAUGGGAGGAUGGAGGGAAUGAAGAAAGCCGCAGCUUUACUCACCAUCUGUCAUUGAAUGCAGUUCUCCCACACUCUUCACAGUAUUGUAGCAAAUUUGGAAAGAGUUAACCUGACCCCGUGAUCCCUAAGGGAAGCAUCACAGACUUCUGGGAUGCUCUGGGAAGGCUUGCUGAAAUGAGCAGCAGCUGUGACCUCAUGAUAAAAGGACUCUGGAAAAAAACAGCACUUUGGUAGCACAUGAUGUCAUACCUUCAUACACUUGUCCUGUCCCUUGGUUCUGCUGCUCCUCGGUUAGAAUUCUGGAGUUUGAUAUUGUCCAUAUAACCCUGUUCUGGACUCUGUUGUAUCCCAAAUCUUUGGGACUGAUUUCCUGGCUUAAUUUAUGGACUUGGAGUUCAAUAUGUGUGAUGAAUGAAUGAAUGAAUGAAUGAAUGAAUGAAAUUCAAUGAUUGGGUCUGGCUGGGGCCUCUCUGGAAAGACUAAAGACACCAUCCUGAAAAUGGCAUUAUGGAGGAGGUGAAGAAUUUGAUUAACUUUGGCGUGAAAAGUGCUAAUGAAGAAAACUGCUGAAUUGAUGAGAACUGACCUGAGAACGUUGGGUGUAAAUAACACAUGUACAUAGUCGGAAACAAUUACUCUUUAAGUUUAGUAAGUUAGACAAUGGCCAUUUACUAUUAUUAUUAUUAUUAUUAUUUUAUUAUGACACAGCAAACAAGAUAGACAUGCUGGAUUUCAUAUCACAAAAUCACAAGUCAAACACUUCCCAAGUGUCUAGGACUGUGUGAUGUAUUUUCGGAUGAUGCGUGCAGAUCCCAGCAGGGUGGCCUUUUGCAGUUGGCAGAUCGUAAUUUUGUCAAUGUCUAUUGUUUCCAAAUGCCGGCUGAGAUCUUUUGGCACGGCACCCAAUGUGCCCAUCACCACCGGGACCACCUGCACUGGUUUCUGCCAGAGUCUUUAUUAUUAUUAUUAUUAUUAUUAUUAUUAUUAUUAUUAUUAUUAUUAUAUUUGCUCAAUCUCUCCCAAAGGGGACUCAGAACGGCUUAACAUAAAAGCAUUAGAAUACAAUUUAAAAUAUACAGAUAUGCAACCAUUAAAACAAAAUUAAAUAUAAACAGUAUUUUAAAAUCCACAGUUAAAAUCCAUUAAAACAUAUUCCAAGUUAAAAAACAGCACCCCCUGACUUGAUCUUAAAAACAUCUUUAGAAGCUUUAACCUUCCUUUAAGUUAAGUUUUAAACAUCUGUUCAAAAAUGGAAGAGGCUCUAGCAACUCUUAGCUGAAUGACAAGUUGUCAAUCAAGAAGAAGAAAAAUAAAAAGUGCUACAUAAAAGACCCAUUUACUCUCUCAAAGUGUGAUGAGUAUGAAUGUUGAAAUGAAUGGAUUGAGUGAAUGUUAGAAUAUAUGUAAAAUGUCCCCUUUUGUCUGUGUAACCAAUAUAGCAAUUAUAAAACCCAGCAAACAUGCAUAAAAUGACACAUAAUAAAUACUUUUAAAUUCAUAAAAUGCAGCAGUGCCUAUGGAUAAAAUUGACAGUCUUAAAUUAGCAAUCCAAGUGCCAGAUUAAAGCAGUCACUAAGUCCUCGCAUAUAACCAUUAAAAUCUACUCCAGAUCAAAGACCUGUCUAAAAAGCCAUGUUUUUAGACGAGACUGAAAAGCUUGGAGAGUGGGGGCUAACCUUGGGAGGUUAUUCCAGAGCCAGGAGGCCACCACCGAGGAGUCCCUCUCGUCCCCACCAUCUGUACUUAGAAUGGUGGUUGGACCGAGAGGAGGGCAUCCCUGGAAGACCUCAGAGCCUGCGCCAAUUCAUAGAAGAUGUGGUCUUGAAGAUAGGUUGGACCCGAAGUAUAUAGUGCAUUAUAGGUAAUAACAUGCAUUUGGAAUUGGUCCUGGAAACUUGUCGGUAAUCAGUGGAGCUGCCUUAAUGGGGGCGUAGUAUGCUCCCUAUAGCUAUCCCCCCGUUAGUAACCCUACCCCCUCCUGACUGCUUUCUUACUAAGGGAUAACACAUUGUAGGGCCACUUCAUAUCUAUAUGUUAUAUCUCUAGAUUCCACCUGAACAGGGCUUGGUUAUGGCACAUUAGGAGGCCCAAACAUCACCUCUCCCAUAGAGCUUAUUUUAUAUCUGCUUUUAAUUAUGAUCUGUAUUUUAUCAUUUUAUUGUGCUAUGUUUUAAUGUAUAUUUGCUUCUGUUUUUAUAAUUGUAUACGGCAUCAAAUAUUUGCCUUUUGUAUGUGUAAACCCCCUGAGUCCCUUCGGGGAGAGAGGGCGGGUGCGAAAUAAAAUUUUAUUAUUAUUAUGAAAACGUGUAUAGUGUCUAGA